Messenger RNA from Melanotaenia boesemani (Boeseman's rainbowfish), 3835 nucleotides. Its product is annotated as circularly permutated Ras protein 1. Gene Ontology annotation, molecular function: zinc ion binding; SNARE binding. The transcript has 20 exons. The record is from RefSeq and is a predicted model, not a curated record. NCBI's taxonomy places the organism in Eukaryota, Metazoa, Chordata, Actinopteri, Atheriniformes, Melanotaeniidae. Gene Ontology annotation, biological process: endoplasmic reticulum to Golgi vesicle-mediated transport; intracellular protein transport; COPII-coated vesicle cargo loading. Bases 1322 to 3226 code for a protein of 634 amino acids. Gene Ontology annotation, cellular component: endoplasmic reticulum exit site; COPII vesicle coat.
UGCAAUUAUGCAACAUGAACACAUUUGACACUUAACAGUUUCCCAAUUAAAGGGAGCAGGUCCCAGAUUAUACAGUUUUUCAACAAAUUCAGAUGGGUGUCAGAGGUCCAACAACAUUGUUUUCAAAGUGUAUCACCACAAAUUCAACCUUGGUCCUUAAUGUCAGCCAUUCCAAAUGUUUUUGUGUCUGAACCUUUAAAUGUUUAUGAGUGGUGCCUGUCCACUUUAUGCCUCUUUCUGGGAGAGGAUCCGGCUUUUGAUGGCGCCCGCUUGCUGAUUUUUGAGGGCAGGCUCAGCUAGCCGGGCGGGAGGGGUCAAUGGCAGGGGGAGUGGUUAUUUCCCUUCGUGAGGUCACAAAGCGAACGAUCUCAGACUCACCUGUUUGAGCACACAUUAGCUAAAAAGUGGAGCAAGCAAGUGAAAGCGAAGACAGAAUUUUCUCAUUUUUUGGGCCUCAUACACAGGCUAUGAGGACACAUAUGACUGUUGGAAAACCUUUAGAAAGUUAAUUUAGCAUAAUUUGGGACUUUUAUGGGACAGUCAAAAGACAAGAUUUAGAAGUAAAAUGGCCAAAAUAUCUGUAAAUUUGGGCCAAGAGCUUUCCCAAAAAGUUCAAAAUUUUCCAUUAACACAACUUGGAGGAUCAUUUCAACAUUAGUGGCUCCAUUUGAUGUUUCUCUGAAAUAGAAAAUCAGUUGAAGUGGGAUUAAUUUUAUAUUUUCUUUUGAUCUUUUUGUCUUAUAAUGUUCCACCGUGGGAAAUACUGUAACUUUAAUUGUUUAACUGAUCUCAUUAAUAUAAAAAUGUAUUUUAAAAAAACUGGUUGUCACAGUGUUUGUGUUGGUGUGUAUUCUCAUACAGAAAUGUGUUUUUAAAGAGGUCAGAGCUGAAUAAACACCAACAGCUGCCUCAUUUACACUUCAGCAGAAACACACAUAUAUUCUAUAAACAAAUUAUUACAUGACAUUUUUUUACUGAUUAUAAAAUAAACAGAUGAAAAUCUUUGUUUCUGCUCUCUCUUUCUUUUAAGUUUCUUUUCUUGUUCUUUCAAAGUAACCCAGCCCCAACUUCCUGUCACGCAUAGACACGCAAAGUGUGGCCUCUCAAGACUUUGAACACGCCUACAUUCACACACACGCAUUACAACCUGCUGCAGUUGCUUUCAGUUUGAUCAGCACCGCUGCACACAGACCAUGUAAAGCUGCUGACACAGGAAAUGAGAAAGUACAAGCUUCAGCAGUUUUAUUCAGCCACCUGUUAACCAGAAUAACAGCUAAUCAAGACCCACGUUGCCACGUCAACAACAUAACGGCAUAUUAAGAUGGAGUUUGCAUGCACCCAUGUUGUGUGUAACUGGGAGCCAGAUGAAGCAGCAGGAGUUUCUCUUAUCAGGCCUGAAUAUGACAACAAAGCGGGUGCAAAACAGCAAGAAGGUCCAUCACCUCCACCGCUACCUCCUCGUCAUCUGAGGAAAUCUCGGCCUACUUCCCUUCCUCUACCACCUCUUGAUUCCUGCCAGCUUCCUCUCAUCCCUCUCUCCUUCCCUCCUCCUGUUCCUCCCAGAUCUGACAAGCUGGAAGGAGAAAGCAGGCUUAAAGCCAACGUCAACAUUGUCUCUCUCAGUGUUGGAAAACUGGUCAACAUCAGUCAAAAUUCAGGAAUGGAGACUUUCCAGAGCCCAGUGAUUUGUGGGAAAUGUAGUGCUGCCUUGUCGUGUCUAAGUUCCAUACAAAAGGACGUGUGGACAUGUGAGUUCUGUGGAUGUCAAAACAGCGUAGAUGCCGGUUUGUCCACAGUGUGUGUCGGUCAGCGUGCAGGUGUGCACAGUGAUGACCUUUACCUGCCCAACAUGAGUGAAGAUGACUAUCAGAACCUGGAAGACGCAGUUGUUGUUUUCUGUGUAGACAUUUCUGGCAGCAUGAGUGUCACAACAGAGGUUACAUCAGGCAGUGGCUCCUCAGUGCACAUAUCCAGACUAGAGGGUAUUCAGGACGCCCUGCAGAGGGCACUAACAUCUAUCCUGCAGCAGACUCCUCGCAGGAGAGUGGCACUGGUCACGUUCAAUGAUGAGGUUGUAAUUUACGGGGAUGGUACUAGUACUCCUCUCACGCUGAGGGACUGGGCGUUGGUUGACUACGACUACAUAUGGCAACAAGCUAUGGCUUACAGGAUCCCUCACUGCAUCGCAGAAACAUCCCAACAACUGAUUAAGAGAGUCAAGGAACUCAGGGAACAUGGGGCUACAUCUCUUGGUCCAGCAGCAUUAGCCUCAGUUGCCAUAGCGUCAAGGUACCCCGGCUCAAAGGUCAUUUUGUGCACCGACGGCAAAGCCAACAUUGGACUUGGUGAGAUGGAGGAAACUCCCUCUUUCUCCUCCCCCCACCAAACUCCUUACUUCUACCGACAGCUGGCUCUGCAGGCUGUUGCGAAAGGAGUCAUAAUAUCAGUAAUGACUUUUAAAGGAACAGACUGUUGCUUGGCUGAUAUAGGGAGACUGGCUGAUGCUACUGGAGGAAGGGUGAACAUUGUCACCCUUGGUGAUGUGGCAACACAGAUUCAGUCCGUCUCCAAGGACAAUGUCCUAGCAACAGGGGUCACAGCAACCCUACUUGCUCCUGAUGGAAUAUAUUUUCCGUAUGAGGAUGAAAACAAUCACAACCUGGUGAGAGAGAUAGGAAAUGUAACAAAAGGGCUGGAGAUCACCUUCCAGUUUGCUGUGAAACCGCAUUUUAUAGAAGUUUUUCACCAGAGGGGGACACUUCCAUUUCAACUACAGCUCAGCUUCAAGACCAGAGACCAACAAAGAGUCACUCGCAUCAUUACAGAACAGCGACCUGUAGCUACUAGCAGUCAAAUUCUUGUGUGUACACUGAACAUGGCAGUCCUUGGUGUUCACUGUGCCCAGCUCUCGGCCAGUUUGACCAUGCAGGGCCGAGUGCAGGAAGCACAGAAGCAACUUAGGGCACAACAAGACCUGCUCAAACAACUCAGUAGCUUGAGGCCAAUCCAAAAGGAAGAGAGUAUCUAUGGUAACUGGAUGGAAACCAUGACUACAAUCUGUGAUGACAUCACAACAGAAUCACAGACUUUGUCUGAUGAAGCAGCUGAGGUGGUGUACCAGAUGAAGAGAGCCAGCAGCAUCAGCAAAAACUACUAUAAAACCAUAGCUGAGAUCCAGAAGAAGAAGAGAGAGCAGAAAAGAAAAGCCACCAUGGAGGCAAUGUAGUACAAUAUUAGCCAUUCACAAAACAGAUACUAUAAGACAAACUGCUGAGUUCUGAGAAGAGAUUCAAUUAUUCUGAGUUUAUCAGGAUGGUUAAACUGUGACUUGAUGGUAAACAAUGGUUGUAAAUCUUUAAGGGUUUUCAUCCUGGAUUUAUCAUCUCAUUUACCACAUUGUAAUGCGCAGUUGUCGCAGAAAGUUGUCCUUUACUUCUAUGGUUUGAAACUAUUAAUAGCUAUAAAUGGAAAAAUUGGGAUCAGAAUUGUUAACGCCUGCAACAAAAAGAUCACCCAACAAUGUGGAGAUCUAGCAGGUGACAAAUUUGCUCUGUCCCAAAUCAUUUACACCCUAUGUUUGAUCAUACUAAAGAGAUGUAGCCAAACUAAUCUGUAUUUUAUUUAUUAUUAUUGCAAAUGUAUUCAUAAAAAGAGCCAGUUUCAUGUGUUCCAUGUUAAAGAAAAUAGCUUUACUGUUAAAAAGUGCUUUUUGAAUUUCUUCUUAAUAAUGAUGUCAACCAAUAACUUCUCUAUAUGGAUCUCUGUGAGAUAUUCUUAUUCUUUACUGACUCUUACAUCUGUGUGUACGAGUUAAUAAAUGUGCAUUGAAAAACAA